AUGUAUCAUCUCGUCAAGUCACUCUACCUCCACGCGACCAGCAAGGAAGAAUAUUCGAUUCUCCUGCUCGGACUCGACAAUGCCGGCAAAACGACCCUGCUCGAACAGAUCAAGGCAUUGUACAACCCAGCACAUGAAGCGAAGCUGAAGACUGUACCGACAGUGGGCCAAAAUGUCAGCUUGAUCGAUAUGCCAGAGCUCUACCUGCGCAUCUGGGACGUCGGUGGGCAACAUUCAUUGCGAAAUCUAUGGCACAGCUACUACAGCAGCUGUCACGCGAUUGUCUUCGUGAUUGAUAGCACGGACAUUGGCGACGCCGACAUUGCGCGUCUUUCGGAGAAAGGUGCUUCAGACGACGAAGGGAGACUGGGAGAAUGCAAGUUGGUGUUGGAAGACGUGCUGCAAAACGAAUCGACCGAAGGAGUACCCGUGCUGGUACUCGCAAACAAGCAAGAUCGAGAAGACUGCGUAGAGGUUGUGAGGAUCAAAGAAGGCUUAGUCAGAAAGGUAUUCGAAGGCGAGAAGGGGCAGAACGUGCGAGACAGCAGAGUCCUGCCGUUGAGUGCCUUGACCGGUACCGGAGUCAAAGAGGCUGUCGAGUGGUUGUGCUCAAGAGUCAAAUGGAAUAAGGAAGCCAGGCCACCAGUCAUGCGCUGAGCGGUAUAUUAUCAUGACUGCCUGCCAAAGUCUUACAUGUUUCUGGGGUGAAGGCGCAUCAGGUGUCUUCUGCCCGUGAAGGAUCAUUGCUUGGGCGCAUCAUGGCAUUGCCAUCUCCGAGACUCUGACUGCUUCGAGGUCGCAUCGCAAUGCAACUGGUCCAACGCAACGCAACGUCCUUACGGAGAGUCCAGUAUCAGCUUGACUCUACUGGAAAUGCAAUAACGAAACCGCACCAGGCACGACCUCCGCCAAGACAACAGCGCGCCGGUGAAAAUUGCCAUCUGCAGCAGGCUACCGAGUGACUCUCACAACGCUCAGCACCAUGGAGAUAUCGUUGACGACGCAGAGUGUUAUGCCGCAGCGUACAGGAAUGUAUAGAUGGGAAGUCUUGCAGCGUGAUACCAGCGCGUAAUGCGUGGAUGCCGAACAGGCCACCACAGACCAUGACAUCGAUCGCAUUCGGCAUGCAGCAUUAUCACACGCGGAAGGCAUUGAUGCUUGAUCAUGUCCAGUGCGCUGGAAACAGCAGCUCCUUCAUGUUUGAUUGGAGCUGGCAUGCGUCACGCUAAGCGAUGUUCGAAUUUCUGGCGGUGCCGAUGUCCUCCACCUUAGCAUGGGCGAGCACCGCAUGGAUUUGCGAAUGCCCAUUCAACCUGGCAGCUCGCAGGUCAUGGAUCGUGGCAUGGAGUCAUCAUGGAGAAUCGGAACGCAAUGUUAUGUCUGCCAUAGAUUUUCCAUGUGGCUGCUGGAGAGUCGGUGCUCUCCUCGAACUGGUCACGUCACUGAUUCCUGGCGAUCGUUAUGAACUGUGAGGACGCAGCCACAGGUCGUUCUCCUCGCGUGUAAGCAGCGCUUAUAGACAAAGAGCAGAGAAGCAAAGCCCUGUUUCCUG
Pseudocercospora fijiensis CIRAD86 is the source of this 1552-nucleotide messenger RNA. RefSeq lists its product as uncharacterized. Gene Ontology annotation, molecular function: GTPase activity; GTP binding. Gene Ontology annotation, cellular component: Golgi apparatus. The record is from RefSeq and is a predicted model, not a curated record. Gene Ontology annotation, biological process: protein localization to organelle; intracellular protein transport; Golgi to plasma membrane protein transport. Bases 1 to 657 code for a protein of 218 amino acids. The transcript has a single exon. Lineage: Eukaryota; Fungi; Ascomycota; Dothideomycetes; Mycosphaerellales; Mycosphaerellaceae.